CUCCCUGUUGAGCGGGAGGAUAAGGGAGUGAGGUGCGGACGGCCCUUCGGAUGCUCUGCAGCGAGGAAGAGAAGAAGAAGCUACCUCUGCCGCGGAUAUCCCAAUCAAACCUGCCUGCUCAAAACGAGCUCUUCUCGACGCUGAUAUUUUUUCUUCCCCACUGACCGUUUUUAUGUGAAAGCUAGUUAAUUAAAGAAAAUACCAUAACAGACAACAGUUGAGAGGAGAGGGAGCGAGAGCAAGAAAGAGGGGUCUAUUUUAUGAGGAUGCGGAUUUAUCGCAAAGUCGUUAUCAGUGUCACCUGGGAUUUUUAAGCAUUAAAAUUCGAGUUAGCUUUGUCGCACGCGUUGGUAACGAAGCAAGCAAGCUAUUUUUUUUUAUGUCUGCCGAAAUACCACACACUGUGACGCGGCAGAAAUAAUACCAACAGCGUUUCCAGCAGACGACAAAAUAAAGGGGUUGAAUGUGUUUUCCUCCAGCCCGGACACCAUGAGCACCAUCUCACCAACUGACUUUGACAGUUUGGAGAUCCAGCAGCAGUAUAAUGACAUCAACAACCGUUGGGAUCUGGCAGCAGAAACUGACUGGGAUAAUGAGAACAGUUCAGCACGGCUCUUUGAACGUUCACGAAUCAAGGCUCUCGCAGAUGAGCGUGAAGCAGUACAGAAGAAGACCUUUACCAAAUGGGUGAACUCUCAUUUAGGCCGUGUGACCUGUCGCAUUGGGGACCUGUACACGGACCUUCGUGAUGGCCGCAUGCUAAUCCGCCUCCUGGAAGUGCUUUCCGGAGAGCAGCUGCCAAAGCCCACAAAGGGACGCAUGCGUAUCCACUGCCUGGAGAAUGUUGAUAAAGCCCUGCAAUUUCUCAAAGAGCAAAAAGUCCAUCUAGAAAACAUGGGCUCACAUGACAUCGUGGAUGGUAAUCACCGUCUCACCCUGGGUCUCAUCUGGACCAUCAUCCUUCGCUUUCAGAUCCAGGACAUCAGUGUGGAGACAGAGGAUAAUAAAGAGAAAAAAUCAGCUAAAGAUGCCCUGCUGCUUUGGUGCCAAAUGAAAACAGCAGGAUACCCCAAUGUCAACAUCCACAACUUCACUACCAGUUGGCGAGAUGGCCUGGCGUUCAAUGCCAUUGUGCACAAACACAGACCAGACCUGAUUGAGUUUGAUAACCUGAAGAGGUCCAAUGCUCACUAUAAUCUCCAGAAUGCUUUCAAUGUGGCUGAGAAGGAAAUGGGGCUUACCAAGUUGCUGGACCCAGAAGAUGUCAAUGUUGAUCAGCCUGAUGAAAAGUCCAUCAUCACAUAUGUGGCAACCUACUAUCAUUACUUCUCCAAGAUGAAAGCCCUGGCAGUGGAGGGCAAAAGAAUUGGAAAGGUGCUGGACUAUGCCAUUGAGGCUGACCAGCUGAUUGAAAAGUAUGAAACGUUGGCCUCAGAGCUGCUGCAGUGGAUUGAGCAGACCAUAGUGACACUCAAUGAUAGGCAGCUUGCAAACUCACUGAGUGCUGUGCAGAACCAGCUCCAGGCUUUCAACUCCUACCGCACUGUGGAGAAACCACCCAAAUUUACAGAGAAAGGAAAUUUGGAGGUACUCCUCUUUACCAUCCAGAGCAAAAUGCGAGCAAACAACCAGAAAGUCUACAUGCCACGAGAAGGCAAACUCAUCUCUGACAUCAAUAAGGCGUGGGAGCGACUGGAGAAGGCAGAGCACGAACGUGAGCUGGCUCUGAGAAAUGAGUUGAUUCGACAGGAGAAGCUUGAGAUGCUCGCUGCCCGUUUUGACCGCAAAGCUGCAAUGAGGGAGACAUGGCUGAGUGAGAACCAGAGGCUGGUGUCUCAGGACAACUUUGGAACUGACCUUGGAGCAGUGGAAGCUGCCACUCGUAAACAUGAGGCAAUCGAGACAGAUAUUGGGGCAUACUUGGAGCGUGUGGCUGCUGUGGAGGCUGUUGCCAAAGAGCUGGAAGCGGAACGGUACCAUGAUGUACGGCGUAUACUUGCACGGAGGGAUAAUGUCCUUCGACUCUGGGAAUACCUGAAAGAGCUUCUGGUUGCACGCAGGGAGCGGCUAAAUGCCCAUCGUGACCUGCAGAGAUUGUUUCAGGAGAUGCGCUACAUCAUGGACUGGAUGGCAGACAUGAAGGGUCGUCUGCAGUCUCAGGAUAGUGGCAAACAUUUACAUGAUGUGUUAGACCUACUUCAGAAGCACACACUGGUAGAGGCUGACAUUUCCGCUCAGGCAGAACGGAUCAAAGCAGUGCAGGGAGCUGCACAACGCUUCACUUCCUACGACCAGGUCUACAAACCAUGUGAGCCAGGACUAGUAAGUGAAAAGGUUGACCUGCUGGGUCAAGCCUAUGAGGAGCUUGGUCAGCUUGCUGGUAAACGCAAGGAGCAACUAGAGGACUCACGUCGUUUGUGGCAGUUCCUGUGGGAUCUUGGAGAGGAGGCAGCCUGGAUCAGAGAGCAGGAGCAGAUCCUGGCAAGCGGAGACUGUGGACGUGACCUCACGUCUGCUCUUCAUCUGCUCAGUAAACAUGAAGCUUUCAGUGAUGAGAUGGCAGCCCGCUAUGGCCCCCUGAGUAACAGCAUUGCUGCUGGGGAGGCUUUAAUUCAGGAGGGACACUUCGGAGCCCCAGAGGUCACAGAGAGGAUUCAAGACAUCCGCUCACAGUGGGCUCACCUUGAGGAGACAACCAGACUGAGAGAGCAGAGUCUUAAGGAAGCUGUGGCCCUGCAUCAGUUCCAAACAGAUGCCAAUGACAUGGAGGCCUGGAUCAUGGAGACUCUUAGACAAGUGUCGAGUCAGGAAGUGGGCCACGAUGAGUUCUCUACCCAAACCCUAGCUCGCAAACAGAGGGAGAUAGAGGAGGAGAUCCAAAGCCAUCGCCCCCUCAUUGACUCCUUGCAUGAGCAGGUCCAAGCACUGCCACAGGCCUAUGCACACAAUUCUCAGGUGGAUGGCCGCUUACCUGCUAUUGAGCAGAGCUAUGAAGAACUGGAGACUCUGUCAGCAGCUAGGAGACAGGCCCUGGAAGGUGCGCUGGCCCUCUACCGCAUGUUCAGUGAAGCCGGUGCCUGCCAGCUCUGGGUUGAAGAGAAGGAGCAGUGGUUGCACAACAUGGAGAUCCCAACCAAAUUGGAGGACUUAGAGGUGGUGCAGCAGAGAUUUGAGACUCUAGAACCUGAAAUGAACAACCUAGGUACUCGAGUCACUGAUGUGAACCAUGUGGCAGAGCAGCUGCUGGGCUCGGACAACUGUAGCAAAGACCAAAUCCACCAGACACGACACCAACUGAACAACAGAUGGUCAGAGUUUGAACAACUGGCUGGUCAAAAGAAGCAAGCCCUAGAGUCUGCCCUAAACAUCCAAAACUACCACUUGGAGUGUAAUGAGAUUCAAACUUGGAUGAGAGAGAAGACCAAGGUGAUUGAAUCUACUCAGAGCCUGGGUAAUGACCUGGCUGGAGUGAUGGCACUGCAGCGCAAACUCACUGGCAUGGAGAGGGACCUGGAGGCCAUUCAGGGCAAAUUGGAUGACCUGAGAAAUGAGGCAGAAAAGCUAGCCAAGGAACAUCCAGAUCAGGCAGGAGAGAUUCAAGGGCGCCUGGCGGAGAUUCAGGAAGUUUGGGAGGAGUUGAAUGCCACCAUGAAGCGACGUGAGGAGUCAUUGGGUGAAGCCAGCAAGCUGCAGGGCUUUCUCAGAGACCUAGAUGACUUCCAGUCCUGGUUGUCUCGCACCCAGACAGCUGUGGCCUCAGAGGACAUUCCCACUUCUCUGCCUGAGGCUGAGAGCUUGCUCACCCAGCAUGAAAACAUCAAGAAUGAAGUGGAUAACUAUAAGGAGGACUAUGAGAAGAUGCGGGCAGUUGGUGAGGAGGUGACCCAGGGUCAGACAGAUGCCCAGCACAUGUUCUUGGCUCAGAGGCUCCAGGCACUGGAUACUGGCUGGCAUGAGUUGCGUCGCAUGUGGGAGAACCGCCACAGUCUUUUGGCCCAAGCCUUUGACUUCCAGACUUUCUUAAGAGAUGCUAAGCAGGCAGAAGCCUUCCUGAACAGCCAGGAGUAUGUUCUGUCUCACACAGAGAUGCCUGGCAGUCUUCAGGCAGCAGAAGAGGCCAUUAAGAAGCACGAGGAUUUCCUCACUACCACAGAGGCCAGCGAGGAUAAGAUAACGGGUGUAGUGGAGACCGGACGGCGCCUCAUUAAUGACUCCAAUGCAAAUUCUGAUAAGAUCCAGGAAAAAGUGGACUCCAUCCAAGAAAGGCAUUUUAAGAAUAAACAGGCUGCAAAUGAACUAUUGACAAAGCUGAAGGAUAACCGUGAACUUCAGCACUUCCUCCAAGAUGGGCAAGAGCUCACACUUUGGAUCAAUGAGAAGAUGCUGACAGCACAGGACAUGUCUUAUGAUGAGGCCAGAAAUCUUCACAGCAAGUGGCAGAAGCACCAGGCCUUCAUGGCAGAGCUGGCCUCAAACAAAGACUGGCUAGACAAAAUUGACAAAGAGGGUCAGGCUCUGGUGGCUGAAAAGCCUGAGCUGAAACCGGUUGUCCAGCAGACUUUGGAAGACCUACAGCAUCAGUGGGAGGAGCUGGAAAACACCACCCGCACCAAGGCCCAGUGUUUGUUUGACGCUAACAGGGCAGAGCUCUUCACACAAAGCUGCUCCUCUCUAGAUGUCUGGCUGAAAAACUUAGAGGGCCAGCUGCAGAAUGAUGACUAUGGCAAAGACUUGACCAGUGUCAACAUCCUGCUGAAGAAGCAUCAGAUGAUAGAGCACCAGAUGGAUGUCAGAGAGAAGGAGGUGCAGUCCCUGCAGUCUCAGGCUCUGGCCCUGUCCCAGGAGGACACUGGACUGGCUGAAGUAGAUGGUCAACAACGGCGUGUCACUGACAACUUCUCCAGACUUAAGGAGCCUCUUGAAGUCCGGAGACAGCAACUUCUUGCCUCCAAAGAAGCACAUCAGUUCAACAGAGAUUUGGAGGAUGAAAUUCUGUGGGUGAAAGAGAGAAUGCCCUUGGCGACCUCCACAGACCAUGGAAAAGACCUGCCCACUGUUCAGUUGCUAAUCAAGAAGAAUCAGACAUUGCAGAAGGAGAUCCAGGGCCACCAGCCCCGCAUUGAUGAUAUCCAUAGACGAGGAAAGACUCAGAGCCAGGUAGAUGGUGAGAGGCAGUCUGCCCUAGAAGAGCGUCUUUUUGAGCUGAAGGAUCUUUGGGACCAAUUGAUUGCAGAGACGGACAAACGUCAUGACCGACUAAUAGAGGCCAAUCGUGCCCAGCAGUUCUAUGCUGAUGCAGCGGAGGCAGAGGCCUGGAUGGGUGAACAAGAGCUACACAUGAUGUCAGAGGAAAAGGCCAAGGAUGAGCAGAGCGCACUAGUAAUGGUCAAGAAGCAUCAAAUCCUGGAACAGGCACUUGAAGACUAUGCCCAAACUAUUCAUCAGCUGGCCAACAGCAGCCGCCUCAUGGUCACCAGUGAACACCCAGAGAGUGAGAGAAUCACCUUACGGCAAGCCCAAGUCGACAAGCUUUAUGCAGGAUUGAAGGACCUAGCGGAGGAGCGUCAUGGGCGGCUACAGGAGAGAUUGCGGCUGACUCAGCUCAAACGGGAGGUGGAUGACCUGGAGCAGUGGAUAGCUGAGAGGGAGGUGGUUGCUGGCUCCCAUGAACUAGGACAGGACUAUGAACAUGUCACAAUGCUCAGGGACAAGUUCAGAGAGUUUGCCCGUGACACCAGCACCAUUGGCCAAGAGCGAGUAGAUGGCGUGAAUGUGCUGGCAGAUGACUUGAUCGAGUCUGGUCAUCCUGAGAAUGCCAGCGUGGCUGAGUGGAAGGACGGCUUGAACGAGGCCUGGGCAGAUCUGUUGGAGCUGAUUGAUACUCGCACACAAAUGCUGGCCGCCUCCUAUGAGCUGCAUCGCUUCCAUCAAGAUGCCAUGGAGGUGCUUGGACGUGUUAAGGAAAAACAGGAGGCACUGCCAAUUGACCUUGGCCGUGAUCUGAACACUGUCCAACAUCUACACAGGCAGCACAACACUUUUGAACAUGACAUCCAGGCACUUAGUGGACAGGUGAACCAGAUACAAGAUGAUGCAGCACGGCUGCAGAAGGCAUACGCUGGAGAGAAAGCUGAUGACAUCAACAGGAGUGAACAUGCUGUGAGUUCUGCCUGGGAGGGCCUGCUCCAGGCUGGUCAGGCUCGCAGGAUCCUCCUGCUGGACACAGUUGAGAAGUUCCGCUUUUUUAACAUGGUGCGAGACCUCAUACUAUGGAUGGACGGUGUAAACCUGCAAAUCGAUGCACAUGACAGUCCCAGGGAUGUAUCCUCUGCAGGCCUUGUCAUUGCUAAUCAUCAAGACAUCAAGUCAGAGAUAGAGACCAGGGCAGAUAGUUUCACUGCCUGUAUUGAGAUGGGAAACACCCUCAUCAACAAUAAUCACUAUGCAGCUGAUGAGAUUUGUGAGAAACUGCUGCAGCUCCAGGAAAAAAGAGAUAAGAUCAACAAAAAGUGGAAAGACAAGAUGGACCACUUACAAAUUGUGCUGGAGGUGCUGCAAUUUGGACGAGAUGCCUGUGUGGCAGAGUCCUGGUUGGUCGGGCAAGAACCUCUGGUGCGAGCAGCAGAGCUGGGCUCAAAUGUCGAUGAGGUAGAGAGCCUAAUCAAGCGCCACGAGGCUUUUGAAAAACUUGCUGCAGCCUGGGAAGAACGCUUUGUCCUGCUGGAGAAACUCACUACACUGGAGGAGCAAGAGAUCCAGAGGAGACGAGAGGAAGAAGAAAGAGCCCGGCGACCCCCUACACCAUCCCCUGCUGAAGAAGUGGUACAAUCAGAGACAGAGAGUCAGCUACAUAAUUCUGCAGCCAGAACCAGUCUGGACCAGACCACAUUGAAUCAGUCGGUGUCAGUGAAUGGAGUACACAGUGACAAUGAAACAUCUCAGUCGUUGUCGUUAUCAACGGGAAAGAAAUCAGAACCUAGAUCCCGUGUGUGUAAGCCAAAGCAGCAGGAGCGUGGCUCUGAGUCCGAGUCGGUGAACGGACCUGGUCGGGACAGUGGGCUGGCGUCUUCUCGUCUUGAGCCUUCUGCCACGUUACCGAACAGGGGUGGAGCAGAGUCCGACCCAGACACCAUGGAGGGAAUGCUCUGUCGAAAACAAGAGAUGGAGUCCCACAGCAAAAAGGCAGCAAGCAGGUCCUGGCAGAACGUGUACUGUGUGCUAAGAAAAGGAAGUCUUGGCUUCUAUAAGGACAACAAAAGUGCCAGCAAUGGUGUUCCAUAUCAUGGUGAGGUUCCCAUCAGCCUGGGAGAAGCUGUGUGUGAAGUAGCUCAUGACUAUAAGAAGAGGAAACACGUCUUCAAGCUCAGGCUAGGAGAUGGAAAAGAAUAUUUGUUCCAAGCAAAGGAUGAGGUGGAGAUGAGCUCCUGGAUACGCUCCAUCAUCAGUUCCAUUCCAGCAGGAGCAGGUGACUCUCCUGGAGCUCCACGAGCUCUCAGCCAUGCCAUGACCUUGCCUCCAAUCUCCCCCAGCUCAGGUGAACCUGGAGGCGUCACCAUGCGAAAUAAAGAGGGCAAAGACAAGGAUCGGGAGAAGAGGUUCAGCUUCUUUGGCAAGAAGAAAUAGAAUCUUCUUUUUUCAAUCCAUUUUCAAGACAGAGGCAGGCAGAAAGAAAAGUAAAAACAGAUCAAACAAACACACUGUUUUCAGAGGAAGCCCCAAGAAAUGAGACAAGAUCUGCUGGAUGUGGCAGACAGAACAGAGUGCUUUCUUCCUUUUGCUCUCUACGACUUAUUGUCAUUUAAAUUUUUGUCUUCCCAUGUGACAUUUAGCUGCACCCAAUAAAGAAAGUCCUCAUCCACAGCAGGAGAGUAAGAUGUUGUAUGAGCAGAAAGCGUGUUAAUGCUGCUGCGUCAGGAAUGAAACACUGGAUUGGAUGGAUGGUGGCUUUCUAUUGUUUUUGUGCUCUCUCUAUGGGAAGGAUCACAUCAGUCUAUUUUUCUGUUCUUGGUGUUGAUGUUAUUAAACUGACCAAUAUUAAUGAUAUUAUUCUAAUUAUUAUUUAUCUUUUUGUUAUUUCUGCUUUGAGAAAAUUCAUUUGACAGUAGAUAAUCCUCUUGUGGAAAAAAUAAAAUUAGCUAAGUGGAGAAUGUU
Messenger RNA from Solea senegalensis (Senegalese sole), 8151 nucleotides. RefSeq names its product spectrin beta chain, non-erythrocytic 1 (gene sptbn2). Lineage: Eukaryota; Metazoa; Chordata; Actinopteri; Pleuronectiformes; Soleidae. Gene Ontology annotation, cellular component: spectrin; cell projection; cell junction. Bases 490 to 7623 code for a protein of 2377 amino acids. The record is from RefSeq and is a predicted model, not a curated record. Gene Ontology annotation, biological process: actin cytoskeleton organization. The transcript has 40 exons. Gene Ontology annotation, molecular function: actin filament binding; structural constituent of cytoskeleton; phospholipid binding.